This is a messenger RNA of Dreissena polymorpha, 1680 nucleotides long. RefSeq lists its product as uncharacterized. The transcript has 2 exons. NCBI's taxonomy places the organism in Eukaryota, Metazoa, Mollusca, Bivalvia, Myida, Dreissenidae. The record is from RefSeq and is a predicted model, not a curated record. The coding region runs from base 1 to 1680 and encodes 559 amino acids.
AUGGGAAUGAACUUAAUUAUCAAUGCCGCAAAGAGGGAAACCAGAGGACCAAAGACAACCUCCGGGAUAUACCUACCAUCCAAUAGAGGUUUUAUGGAUGACCUCACGGUAACUACAACGACACACGUGCAAGCUCGUUGGGUUCUUAGAGCAUUGGAUGAGACAGUGACUUGGGCAAGAAUGAAGUUCAAACCAAAGAAAUCGAGGAGCUUGGUAAUCAAGAAGGGAAAGGUUACUCAAAGGUUCACCCUCCAGGUACAGAGCGAAGACAUACCAUCCAUAGUAGACAAUCCUAUCAAAUGCCUAGGAAAAUGGUACGAUGCCAGCCUUAAUGACACAAGCAGCACAAACCGCACCAAGAACCAACUCCAAGAAGGUCUGAAGCAGAUAGACCAGACAUCACUUCCUGGGAAAUUCAAGGCAUGGUUAUACCAACAUGGAUUGUUACCAAGACUCAUGUGGCCUCUAAUGCUGUAUGAGAUAGCAGUUUCUACUGUGGAAGGCUUUGAAAGAACCAUCAACAGAUACCUCCUUGUUGAGGAGUACAAUGUUGCUAAGGCCAGGAUGGUGGUGACACUGAAAGAAUCUUCUGAUGACCUGAUCAGGAUGGCAGGCAUAGAGACUAGAACCGGAAGGAAGUGGUCUGCAAGCCAGGCGGUGUCCCAAGCUGAAAGUAUACUGAGACACAAAGACAUCGUCGGAACUACUACGGAGGGCAGACAAGGGCUUGGUAUGAUAAAACCACAGCGAUGGAGUACGGCAGAUAAAAGGGAAAGGAGUCAGAUGGUGCAGAAGGAAAUCAGGGCGAGCGAAGAGGAGAGCAGAAGAGCCCGUUCAGUUGAAAUGGGUGGACAAUGUGCCUGGAACAAAUGGACAACAACAGAGAGGAAGUUGACUUUGGCAGACAUCUGGCAGUAUGAGCCGCUAAGACUCAAAUUCCUGUUAAGGUCAGUUUACGACCUGCUGCCAUCCCCAACCAACCUCCACAGAUGGGGUCUAGUGGAAGACCCAAGUUGCAGUCUUUGUAACAAGCCAGGCACCAUGGAGAACAUCCUGUCAUCAUGUCAGACUUCGCUGACACAGGGCCGCUACAGAUGGAGACAUGAUGCUGUCCUUAGGGAGCUAGCAGAUGUACUUGAGCGCGAGAGAAGGAAGAAAAGAAUAGCAAAGAAAACAGCAUCUACAAAGAUCAACUUUGUCAAGGCAGGGGAAACAACCACAAAGCAAGCUCCUAGAAACACGUCGAUCUUAGAUGAAUCAGACCAAUGGGAGAUGAAAGUCGACUUAGGGAAGAAGUUGGUCUUUCCCGAGAUCCUCCAAACUACACUGAGGCCUGACAUAGUGAUAUGGUCCACCAAACACAAGAAGCUGGUGACCAUUGAACUCACCGUCCCAUGGGAAUCAAGGUGCGACAUGGCAUAUGAGCGGAAGAAAGCCAAAUACACUGAUCUCUUAGACCAGUGCAGUUCCCGCGGUUGGAAAACAUGGCUGUUCCCGAUCGAAAUUGUCGCCAGAGGCCUUUUCGCACAAUCACUGUGGAGGAUGCUAAGUGCCCUAGGAAUCAGGGGAGGAGAGAGAAAGAGAGCUGUUGGGAGACUAGGUCAAGCAGCAGAGAGAGCGUCCAGUUGGCUAUGGAUUAAGAGGGAGGAGAAGAGCUGGCAGCUAACCACUGACCCGUAG